AUGCUCUCCGCCAGAAAGUCACUGAUCAGACAAUUCUCAUCUUCUUCAAAGACAAUGUCCUCCCAAUUCAGAACAGAAUCAGACGCCUUUGGUGAAUUACAAGUGCCUUCAAACAAAUACUGGGGUGCACAAACUCAAAGAUCUUUACAGAAUUUCAAGAUUGGUGGUGAACGUGAAAAAUUACCUGAACCUUUGAUCAAAGCCUUUGGUGUCUUGAAGAAAUCAACUGCCAUUGUUAAUGAACAAUUGGGUACUUUAGAUCCAACUCUAUCAAAAGCUAUCCAACAAGCUGCUGAUGAAGUUGCAUCAGGUUCUUUAAAAGAUCAUUUCCCCUUGGUUGUAUUCCAAACUGGGUCUGGUACUCAAUCAAACAUGAAUGCAAACGAAGUCAUUUCAAAUAGAGCAAUUGAAAUCCUUGGUGGAGAAUUAGGUUCUAAAAAGCCUGUUCAUCCAAAUGAUCAUGUUAAUCAAUCUCAAUCUUCAAAUGAUACUUUCCCAACUGUUAUGCAUAUUGCUGCUGUUCAAGAAAUUACAAACCAUUUAUUACCUGAAUUAACAUUAUUAAAAGAAUCAUUACACAAGAAAUCCGUUGAAUUUGAAGAUAUCAUCAAGAUUGGUAGAACUCAUUUACAAGAUGCAACUCCAUUAACUCUUGGUCAAGAAUUUUCCGGUUAUGUUCAACAAUUAGAAAAUGGUAUUAAAAGAGUUGAAUCUUCAUUACCAAACUUGAAAUUCUUAGCUCAAGGUGGUACUGCUGUUGGUACUGGUUUAAACACUCGUGUUGGAUUCCCAGAAGCUGUUGCUGAACAAGUUUCCAAAAUAACUGGUAUUGAAUUCAAAACUGCACCAAACAAAUUUGAAGCUUUAGCUGCUCAUGAUGCCAUUGUGGAAGCAUCUGGUGCCUUAAACACUUUAGCAGUCUCAUUAUACAAGAUUGCAAAUGAUAUUAGAUACUUGGGUUCAGGUCCUCGUUGUGGUUAUGGUGAAUUGUCAUUACCAGAAAAUGAACCAGGUUCUUCAAUCAUGCCAGGUAAAGUUAAUCCAACUCAAAAUGAAGCCUUAACUAUGGUUGCUGUUCAAGUUUUCGGAAACCAUUCUGCAAUCACAUUUGCAGGUGCAUCUGGUCAAUUCGAAUUGAAUGUUUUCAAACCUUUAUUGAUUCAAAAUUUGUUAUCUUCAAUUAGAUUAUUAGGUGAUGGUGCCAAUUCUUUUAGAUUACAUUGUGUUGAUGGUAUUGUUGCAAACAAGGCCAAGAUUGAGAAAACUUUACACGAGUCUUUAAUGUUGGUUACAGCUUUGAAUCCAAAGAUUGGUUACGAUAUGGCUUCAAAAGUUGCAAAGAAUGCUCAUAAAAAGGGUUUGACAUUGAAAGAAAGUGCCUUGGAAUUGAAGGCAUUGACCAGUGAAGAAUUCGAUGAGUUUGUGAGACCGGAAUUGAUGAUUGGUCCAAAGAAGUGA
This is a messenger RNA of Hansenula anomala, 1458 nucleotides long. It is a transcript of the gene FUM1, whose product is annotated as fumarase FUM1. NCBI's taxonomy places the organism in Eukaryota, Fungi, Ascomycota, Saccharomycetes, Phaffomycetales, Wickerhamomycetaceae. The transcript has a single exon. Gene Ontology annotation, cellular component: tricarboxylic acid cycle heteromeric enzyme complex; mitochondrion. The coding region runs from base 1 to 1458 and encodes 485 amino acids. Gene Ontology annotation, biological process: fumarate metabolic process; tricarboxylic acid cycle; malate metabolic process. Gene Ontology annotation, molecular function: fumarate hydratase activity. The record is from RefSeq and is a predicted model, not a curated record.